This is a messenger RNA of Lachancea mirantina, 5772 nucleotides long. NCBI's taxonomy places the organism in Eukaryota, Fungi, Ascomycota, Saccharomycetes, Saccharomycetales, Saccharomycetaceae. The record is from the annotation of a GenBank genome assembly.
AUGAUCAAGGAGAUUGAUUUCGACCUGAGAGAGCGUCUCAGACAUACGCUCCAAUCCAUCCAUGACAACCCUCAUUUCAAAACGACCCGAGGGUUUAAGGAAAGAGCCGAAAUGGACAAAACGUUACAAGCACUGAUAUUUCGAUACCUUUAUUAUGUGGUUUCUAAUAAUGGCAAGUUUCUGUCGUUCUUGUUCCCUGCAACUCCGGCCGAUAAGUUUCCGGCGUCGUUAGAGGACUGUCUAGACAUUGAAAGCAUUGUCAUGUCGCGCAACAACCCCUUCUAUACGGUCAGCGAGACAGGAACCCAUAUCAGCCACCGUCAUACGGGCCGAAAUUGCGGACGCAAAUUUCAGACUGGAGAGCCCAUCUAUCGGUGUAAGGAAUGUAGUUACGACGAUACUUGCGUGCUUUGUAUCCACUGCUUCAAUCCAAACGAUCACAAAGGCCAUCACGUGUACACCAACAUCUGCACUCACGUCAAUAACGGGAUAUGUGACUGUGGAGAUGCCGAAGCGUGGCAUACGACUUUGCACUGUAAGGCUGAAGAGGCGGACGCGGGCGCGGGCGCCGAAGAUAUGUUCAACUCGGAUGAUAUGGCCGUCCUGUGUGAAGUAGUACUCAGCGAAGUGUUUGACCAUCUAUUGGACGUUUUCAACCAGAAUAUUGAACCCCUACCUACCAUCCAGAAGAGUAUAACGGUUAAGCUGCGGGAGUUACUACAACAGCGAAAAACCACCGAAAAGUUGGAUUUUUUAAAGGAUCUGGCCUACAAGAACGGUUACAUGCAGGAGCAAAUGGCGUUUGACGAAGACAUUCAAGACGAACUUUUGGACGAUUUACCGGAUUACGUGGUGAUGAUUUACAAUGACGAAUACCACAAUUACUCGCAAGCGACUGCGGCGCUUAAACAAGGAAUUCCCGAUGAUAAGCGUACUGACAAACUCACCGAGAGAAUUGACGAAGAAGGCAGAGCCAUGCUCAAAUGUUCGGACAGGCUUUCAACAGUGGUGAACGGAUUUUUUGCCGUUCAGACCAAUGGCCUAAGCGCAACUUUGACUCCAUGGUCGGAAUACGUUCAUCAGGAGGCUUGUAAAUACAUUAUCAUGUGGGUAAACCAUUGUUUGACGAUUCCCAACCCAGCGUUUCAACAAGUUUUCAGAGAAACUAUGGGUAAAGUGCUGUGUUCCGAACAUACACGUGCGUCAGAGGAUAUCGACGUCAGCAUGGUUGUCGACAAGUACUUCACCGAUAGAUUUGCUGACGAGUACGCUUAUAAAUAUGCUGACCUUUCGGUCUUGGGCAAGGGCAACUCGAUCCCCAUCAGUCAUCACAAGAGACUGAAAAUCACUGAAUUGGAUCGCAUAUCAUCCACUUUGAACGGAUGCGAACCGGUACUUGACAAGCAUUAUUGCAAUUCCCGGCUGCAACACAUUUUAUUCUUUGAUCACCGAUUUUGGAAGAAAUUGAGAAAAGACAUACAGGAUAUGAUAAUUCCAACUUUGGCGUCAAGCAUAAAAUUCAGAUCCAUUUUUUGCAAUCAGUUAGUUGAGAUUUUCAAUCAUAUGUCGCGCUCGCUUGCAUUCAUGGACAGAGAGCCACAAUUAACUGCUUUGAGGGAAAGCGUCGUGCAAUUAUUCACGUGCCCAACCAACGCGAGACACAUUUUGGAAACAAAGAGCUUUUGCGAUAUAAUGUGGUCAGUCAUUGACGUGUUUGCCGAAUUUUCCAAAGUCGAAGGAGGUCUCCUGAUAUGGCAGCGUGUUCAGAAAAGCAAUCCGACGAAAAGUUACAGUAUUUUCUUCAAACAGGGGCUGUACGCGGUCGAAACAAUCUUGAGUAAGACGAGAGAGCCAAAUCUUCUAUUAAAUCCCGAAGAAUUUAUAGCCAUUGUCACUCUUUGUAAGCUUUUCAAUGGAGCUUGGAAAAUACGGCGGAAAGAGGGAGAACAUGUGAUAAGGGAAGACCAAUACUUUAUUCCAUACCUGGAAUAUACGACAUCCAUUUACAGCAUCGUCCAAACUAUUGACAAAGUUUUUGAACUAUCGCAAUCAAAUCUUGAUGCAACUAAAAUUGUAUCUGCGAUUAGAUUGCUCGUUACCUAUUUGGGUCAUCGGACUUUACCCUACAAGAUAAUAGCAGAUACCUAUGAGGUUAUCAAAUUCAAGGUCAGCAAGCAGCGGGUCGCAUUCAUGAAUCCUGUACACACACUCCUCUCUUUUCUGAUUGAGAAAGUGCCUUUAGAGACUGCAUUGAGCGCCUUUUCGGGCUGUAGGGAUAUACUCACCAUUGCGGAGUUCCCCCUACGCUCCGUCGUGUUGUGCUCUCAGAUUGACGUUGGUUUCUGGGUUAGAAACGGUAUGUCCGUCCUUCGUCAAUCCUCCUAUUAUAGGAAAAAUCCAGAAAUGGGUUGUUAUAUUAGGGACGUUCACCUAAAUCAGAUAGCGUUUCUGCAAGAAAGAGACGAUCCAGUCAGAUUAAUUUACAAUCUACUUGACAGAUGGGAAUUGGUAGGCUGGUUCAAUGGUGAGGAAGAAUUUGAAAAAACCGCUUACGAAGACAAAAUCGCGUACAUCAUUCAACAAUUCAUUGCGUUUGUGUAUCAACUUCUCUCGGAGAGGUUAAGUUUUAGGAAGUUCAAGUCCUCUGAUGAGAAGGAAUUUUACCACAUGAAGAACGCUGUCAUAUAUGGUCUUUACAUGGAGCCUCUGAGCUAUUCGAAUCUUUUGAAGGACAUUCCAGAAUACUUAACCGAAAAUACUUCUCACUUCGACAAAGCGCUGGAUGAAGUUGCAUAUUAUGUCGAGCCGAGGGGUCUCGAAGAUAACGGUGUAUUUAAGCUGAAGGCCGAAUACUAUAAGAAGAUCGAUCUUCUACAGCUGCUCAACAUGGAAAAUGAUUUUGAGCAUAGCGCAUCUGUGAUAAAGCUUAAUAUUGCACAAAAUGAAGAAGAGGCUUCAAAGGUGAUUUUGCAGCCGCAACUGAUACCUUAUAAAUUCCUUGAUGAGCGUGCUGUGAAUAUAGGUGAUUUUGCUCGUACUGAUGUUUUUGCAAGGCUGGUUUACAAGCUCUUGCAAACAAGCAUUGACAGGGAAGAAGGAACAUUUCUUUAUGGGCUAUUACACCUCAUUCACGCCAUAUUUCGGGAUGAAGAACUUAUUAAUGGGAAGCAAUCUCUACCGGAAGCGUACUUGUCGAAGCCGAUCUGUAGUCUGUUACUGAUGAUCGUUGACUCUAAGGCAAACGUCUUCUCUGAGAAUGCAGUAUCGAAAGCAGACUACCUAUUGGAGGACAUGAUAUGGAAGAAUUCAGCAGUAAUAUUUGAAACCUUGGAUAGCAGUCUAGGACAUGCCUAUGUCGAAAGAUACAAAGCAAGAAAGCUAAAUCAGGGUGUAAAUUUUGAUGAAAGUGAAAAAGAGCGCAAAAAGAGGCUUGCCAAACUCAGACACGAAAAGAUUCUGGCAAAGUUUUCGAAGCAGCAGGAUAAGUUCAUGAAGGACAAUGCGUCUGACUUUAUGAAUGGGGAAGACAUAGAAAUGGUUGAUCAAGUUACAAGGGAUAAGGCAGAAGAAUUCACAUGCGCUCUGUGUCAGGAUUCGACAUCUUCAGAUUUGUUUGUGAUGCCCUUGUACCACGAGAACACUCCGGUUUUCAAAAGCGGUCAUCUUCACGAUUUGCAACAAUUUGCUGCUCCAUUGAAUGGUUUCUUCAAUAAAGAUGAUCACCCCACCAUAAACGACGAUGAAACUUUGGACAAUUAUAAACAGGAUGGUACAAGGGGAUCUCGUAAGGUAUUUGUUUCUUGUAAUCACUACAUUCAUUACAAAUGUUUCAAGAGGUACGCUCAAAAGAAGCGGUUUUCGACCAACUCAUUCAUAUGCCCAUUAUGUCAGACGUACUCCAAUUGUGUUCUGCCGGUAAGCCGCAAGUCAGGAGCAGAAGAUAACUCUGGGUUAGCAUGCUUGUUUUCGGAAGAAGACACUAAUUGGAAUAUUGAAAAUUUCCCAAGUGAAGACCUUGCAGAUUUCAACAGUAUAUUCAACACAUUUGUGGAAAUUAAUAACAACAAUACGAAUUACGAUAAGGCUUGUUACAACACUCAAGACCUCCAACGGCCUGAUGUAAUCUACAUUUUGACCACGCACUGGGCAAAUACGAUAUCGGUAUUUGAGAUUGUAAAUCGUCUCAGCGCGAGACCUAAUUCGACACUUCUUUUGGGCAAGGAGCAAAGAUUUAAGACGUUCCGUAAUGUGUUAGCCUCCAUUGUCUGGAUAUACAAAGUGUUGGGAAAACCAUCGAGUAGCUACCCUUACGUCAAUUCGAAUGGCAUUGUUUGGAAUCAAAAUCAACUUUUCCAACAUAUCGUGAAGGAGAGUUUAUUCUCAAGCAGGCCAUUAAAUUUGAUCGUAACAGAGGCAUUGUCGACAUUUGCCGUCCAAUUAGUGAGCGAUUUUGUCAAGGGAUUAUCCUCAAACGACAUUGAAAAACUGUAUGCCGGUGCACAGGAACUAGGUGCAGAAGUGGAAAUGGACGAAGAGUGGAUGACGAUCUUGAGGGGUUUGUGUGAUAUCGGGAUAACUGACAAAUCCUUAGCUCACAAGCUUUACAGUGUGACUUUGAUUUGCCUAUGCAGACACCUUCUGCCAAGUUUGAGGAGGACACUUAUCUUUUUGACCGUGGCCAACGGUCUGCUGGCUGGAUCCUCUGGCGAAGCAUCUGUUGGAGAAAGUAAACUUCAGAAUGUCUUGAAUGAUGAUUCCCUAUUGGAGAGUCUCGACCAAGCAAUCCGGGUUGUCACCCUUAGUGGCUCAUUGAAGGAGUUUCUGGCAAGAGCAGGCAAGCAGAGCUACGCGCCAAGUGACCCAUAUCUCACCAGAAUACCAUAUGAGUACUGCGGGAUUGUCAAAUUGGCGGAUUUGACCAAAUACUUGAACACCUACGUCACGAAUUCUAAGGAGGUGAAGCUGCGGGACGAGCAUCCACAGCACAUGAAAAAUGUGGACAAUCGUUUGGAUUUCAAAAUUUGUUUGGCAUGUGGAGUGAAGAUACAUGCACGGAAGGAUCACACGGAGCUUUUUAAGCAUCUCUCUAAAAACUGUUUCAAGCCAUUCGGCCUCUUCUUGGUGCCGAACGUCAGUGAAGUUUGUCUGGUCCUCACGAGUCCUCGUUCCACAAUAUCGAUAUCUGCGCCUUACUUGAACUCUCACGGAGAGGCGGGCAGGAACGCGAUUCAGAGGGGUGAUACUACGAUCUUAAAUCUUCGACGUUACGAGCAUCUCAACAAACUAUGGUUGAACAACGAGAUCCCGGGCUACAUAAGCAGGGUCCUCGGUGACGAGUUCCGAGUCUCGAUAAUUUCCAACGGCGUGGUGUUCAACUUCAACCGCAACGUUAUAAGACGGCCCUUGGGUGCCAACACGAACGCCACUGAAGAGAGUACCAGUGACGACGACGACGACGAAGGAAUGGACUUCGCGUGGGGGGAAUUACGUCCGGCAGAAUUUCUCGAAGAUCCGGCCUUACGUAUGGACGGCACGGCUCCCGUACAAAAUACGGAUAUAAGAGAGUUUUUCCAGUUCAUUGCACAUCUGAGAAACGACGCUGGAGUCAUAAACGCUGUACAAGACGAUGACGCUGAGGAACCGUUUGUUCCGCAAUUUCAAUUCAUACCAACCUUCAGACCGCCUGCUACUCAACAACCAAGCGAGGGAGAAGGUGAAGGCGAGGGCGAUGGAGACAACAGCAGUGCUGAAUCGGAUCUCAGCGAUGCUUGA